GCCGAGCCCGGGAGGGGCGCGGACCAGCCGCCCGCGGGACCCUCGGACGCUGGCGCGGGGCCCCGGCGCUGGGCGGCCAUGAGCGCGCACGGCCCGCCGCCCCCCGCCGCCCCCAGCGGGCGCCCCGACCACCUGCUGGAGCCCGCGCGGACCAGAACCGGCCUCGCCCUGCUGCACCACGAAGGGUCUGGAAGCCCCUGCGACGUCCGCCUGAAGCUGACGAGAGAGGUCCUCACGAUUCAGAAACAGGACGUGGUCUGUGUCCGCGGGAGCAGCCACGGCACACAUCACAGAACCGUUACGCUGCGCAGACAGCCCGUUGGUGGCUUGGGCCUGAGCGUAAAGGGAGGCGCCGAGCACAGGGUCCCUGUCGUCAUAUCAAAGAUAUUCAGAGGCCAUGCAGCCGACCAGACAGGGAUGUUGUUCGUCGGAGACGCCGUCCUGCAGGUCAACGGCAUUAACGUAGAACACGCGACCCAUGAGGAAGUGGUGCAUCUUUUGAGAAACGCUGGCGACGAGGUGGCCAUCACUGUUGAGUAUCUCAGGGAGGCGCCGGCAUUUCUGAAGCUCCCAUUAGGGUCCCCGGGGCCAGCUGGCGACCACAGCAGCGGGGCCUCAUCCCCUCUGUUUGACAGUGGACUGCAUCUGAACAGCAACCCCAGCAGCACAGAUUCACCAUCGCCUUCCUCGCCCGCAGCUGACGCGCCACAGUAUGAGAAGCGCUGGCUGGACACGCUGUCCGUUCCUCUGUCUAUGGCCCGAAUCUCCAGGUGCAAGGCUGGAACAGGAAAAUGCAGGUCCGGCGCGUUCCAGGUGCUGGCUGUGGACGGCGUCCGCACGGGAGUCCUGCAGUUUCACACGGCCCGGGAGAGCGCCGACUGGCUGAGGGCAGUGUCCGCGACCAUCAGUGACCUGACACUGGAGAGCAUGAAAAUGGUGAAUGAGGGCUGUUCUCCUUGUGACCAGGUUGUGCACAUGGGCUGGGUCAGGGAGAGACUCGAAGGCACCAGCUCCUGUGAGACCUUCAGAUCCAAGUUCUUGGCCCUGAAAGGCUCUUUGCUGUAUGUUUUCAGCACCGCUCCGGUAAGCACAUUAGACUGGGUACGGGCAGAAAAAACCUACAACCUCUGUGAGGUACUAUUUAAACUUCACAAGCUCUGGCUGGCGGACGACGGCUGGCUCCACGAAGACUGUCACCUGGGUCCUCCCGGCUUCGCGCCCCAGCGGCCGUUCAGCUUCAGCGUCCUGGUCGGCCACGGCCAGAGUCGCGUCUUCAGCGUGGACCUGGGGAGCGAGCUGGCCGCCUGGGAGAGGUCUUUCCAGAGGGCCACUUUCAAGGAAGUUCAGAGAAGCAGGUCCAAAACAUACACGUGCAGCUGGCAAGGAGAAAUGCUGUGUUUCACGGUGGAUUUCGCGCUGGGAUUCACCUGCUCUGACAGCAAGACGAAGAAUGUGCUCUGGAGAUUUAAAUUUUCUCAGCUUAAGGGAUCUUCGGAUGACGGAAACGCUCGCGUAAAGCUGCUGUUCCAGCAUCCAGACACCAAACAAAUAGAGGUGAAGGAACUCGAAUUCCCGGACCUGACAGCCGUCCUGCACUGUGUUCACGCCUUCCUAGCAGCAAAGGUGGCCUCAGUGGACCCCGCAUUCAUGGACAGCCAGAGCUUCGCGAUGAAAAGUGCUUCUGCUGAGCGCUGAGCAUUAAAUUAUUUUCUUAAGAAAUGACUCUUUCCUGCAAAUAUUACAACUCUGUGUGAUUUUAUAAUGAGCCUCUAGUUGUGAUACCAAUAAAACGUGUCACUAGUUUCCA
Molecule: messenger RNA, 1807 nt
Organism: Neofelis nebulosa (Clouded leopard)
Lineage: Eukaryota; Metazoa; Chordata; Mammalia; Carnivora; Felidae
Gene: SNTG2
Product: syntrophin gamma 2
Exons: 17
Coding region: 79-1695 (538 amino acids)
Cellular component (GO): intracellular anatomical structure; dystrophin-associated glycoprotein complex
Molecular function (GO): structural molecule activity; protein binding
Source: RefSeq, a predicted model, not a curated record